Molecule: messenger RNA, 1735 nt
Organism: Agrilus planipennis (emerald ash borer)
Lineage: Eukaryota; Metazoa; Arthropoda; Insecta; Coleoptera; Buprestidae
Product: dnaJ homolog subfamily C member 11
Exons: 11
Coding region: 113-1693 (526 amino acids)
Biological process (GO): cristae formation
Source: RefSeq, a predicted model, not a curated record
UCAGUGUUCCCUUGAUAGCAAAAUUACGCCCGCAAUAGGAGCACGAAUAUGGUUUUUCUCCACUAUGUAUUCUCAUAACAAACCGUAGUGCAAACAUUCGUGAAAAGGCAUUAUGGAUUUUGAUAGUGAUGACGAAAGUGCAUUAUUACAAGAUGAUUACUAUGCUUUUUUAAAUAUUUCUAAGGAGGCUACCAAAGAAGAGAUUAACAAUGCUUACAGAAGGCUAAGCCGAAUUUACCAUCCUGAUAAACAUCUUGAUCCUGAAAAGAAGCAGAAAGCUGAAAUACUGUUUAAUAAGACAAAAAAGGCAUAUGAAGUAUUAUCAGAUCCUCAUCAAAGAGCAAUUUAUGAUAAUUUAGGGGUAAAAGGACUAGAGACAGAAGGUUGGGAAAUAGUCCAACGUACUAAAACACCAGCGGAAAUAAGAGCAGAAUAUGAGCAGCUUGCUGAGGAGAGGGCUGAGAGGCGAAAACAGCAGCGUACAAAUCCUCACGGUUCCAUUACCGUGAACAUUAACGCCACAGAUUUAUUCAACCCUUAUAUUAACGAGUAUGGGGUGCAAGAUGAAUAUGAGAUUGAAGAAAAUUCAGUACUUCCAAACAUUGAAGUAUCGGGCAUGAGUUUUAAUCAAUCUGUUGAGUUUCCUUUAACUCAAAAAGAUACUGCGACGUUGUCAGGACAACUUCAGACACAUAAUGGUACAGGAGGAGGCGUGAUUAGCCUCAGUUGCAGGCAUAUCUUUUCUCAUAGGAGUUGGGGUGAAAUGGAAAUUGGAGCAGGAAAUGGUCCUUCAGUUUCUCUUAAAGCUUUUCGUACAUUGAGUAAACGAUUUUUUUGGAAUGGAGGUACAGUAUUACAAUUUACCCCACAAGGUAUAAGACCUGGUUUUAUUUCCACUCUGGCAAUGCAAAUUGAUAAACAUUCUGUAGGAUACUUCACCUAUAAUACAGGGUACAAAUCUUCAGUGUCAACAUCGGUUAUUAGGGACACAGAAACGGGUCUUUACAAUUUCUCGGUACAAGUUGGAUUACCACAUUCAUAUAUUUCUUUCAGUUAUACUAGGAAAAUGCUCAAUCAUGAAUUGAGACUACGAGUAGCCUUUAAAGUAGGUACAUUUGGGGGCGUUAUCGAGUAUGGGGCCGAAAAGAAGGUGUCCAAACAUAGUUUACUAGCAGCGGCUGUCGCUGUUGGAGUUCCUGCUGGAGUUAAACUCAAAAUAAAAUUAACCAGAGCUAAUCAAGUUUACUCUUUUCCGAUUCAUUUGUGCGAAGAAGUGAUGCCCGCGCCUGUGUUUUAUGGUACCAUAGUGCCUCUUAUAGUGUAUGCAGUAAUAAAAAAAAGUCUAGUCGAACCUUUCUUGAAAGAGCAGGAGGCAAAAAGGGCCGAAACGGAAAAGCAAAAUAAUCGCACCAAAUUACUGGAGAAGCGAAAGGAGGCGCAGGCCGCUGUCGAACUUAUGUCAGCAACAUAUGCUCGGAUAGUAAGAGACGAAGAUGCAAAGAAAGGACUAGUCAUUGAAAAGGCCCUUUAUGGAAAAGCCCUGAGAAGUAACAAUAGGGAUUCAGGUGAUUUUGCAGAAGAAAUUCUGGAUGUAACAAUACCCUUACAAUGUCUGGUUAAGGACAGUAAAUUGGAAUUACAUAAUCAUACUAAGGUGAGACUGCAUUUCUUUCAGAUUAAAUGUGUGCUAUAACAGUCAAAUUUAUUUAAUUCGUAAAAUUAUUUAGAUGCAGGU